Mesitornis unicolor (brown roatelo) is the source of this 2008-nucleotide messenger RNA. It is a transcript of the gene TGFBR1, whose product is annotated as transforming growth factor, beta receptor 1. The transcript has 8 exons. Gene Ontology annotation, molecular function: activin receptor activity, type I; ATP binding; activin binding. The annotation marks the transcript as partial. Lineage: Eukaryota; Metazoa; Chordata; Aves; Mesitornithiformes; Mesitornithidae. Gene Ontology annotation, cellular component: activin receptor complex; plasma membrane. Gene Ontology annotation, biological process: cellular response to growth factor stimulus; nervous system development; protein phosphorylation. The record is from RefSeq and is a predicted model, not a curated record.
CGUUACAGUGUCACUGCCAUCUAUGUACAAAAGACAACUUCACAUGUGUGACAGAUGGGCUAUGUUUUACCUCAGUAACACGAACUGCAGACAAAGUCAUACACAAUAGUAUGUGUAUAGCAGAAAUCGAUCUGAUUCCCCGAGACAGGCCGUUUGUUUGUGCCCCCUCCUCCAGAGAUGGAGUCAUUACUUUGCCUCAUUGCUGUGACAGAGACCACUGCAAUAAAAUAGAACUUCCAAUUCCAACACCAGGCCCUACUCCGGGAAAACCAUCUUCUAACCUGGGACCUGUGGAACUGGCUGCUGUCAUUGCUGGACCUGUCUGCUUUGUCUGCAUUUCACUAAUGUUGAUCCUAUAUCUUUGUCAUAAUCGUACUGUAAUUCAUCAUCGUGUGCCAAGUGAAGAAGAUCCAUCACUGGAUCGUCCCUUUAUAUCGGAAGGAACUACUUUGAAAGAUUUAAUUUAUGAUAUGACAACUUCAGGCUCUGGGUCAGGUUUACCUUUACUUGUGCAAAGAACAAUUGCAAGAACUAUAGUACUUCAAGAAAGCAUUGGUAAGGGUCGCUUUGGAGAAGUCUGGCGAGGGAAGUGGAGAGGAGAAGAAGUUGCUGUGAAGAUCUUCUCUUCAAGAGAGGAACGCUCGUGGUUUCGUGAAGCAGAAAUUUAUCAAACAGUUAUGCUACGGCAUGAAAACAUUCUUGGCUUUAUAGCUGCAGACAACAAAGACAACGGAACGUGGACUCAGCUGUGGUUGGUGUCGGACUAUCAUGAGCACGGAUCACUGUUUGAUUACCUGAACAGGUACACAGUAACAGUGGAAGGGAUGAUAAAAUUAGCUUUGUCCACUGCCAGUGGUCUGGCUCAUCUUCACAUGGAAAUUGUUGGUACUCAAGGCAAACCAGCAAUUGCCCACAGAGAUUUGAAAUCAAAAAAUAUAUUGGUAAAAAAGAAUGGAACAUGCUGCAUUGCAGACCUAGGAUUGGCUGUUAGGCACGAUUCAGCGACAGACACAAUUGAUAUUGCCCCAAACCACAGAGUGGGAACAAAAAGGUACAUGGCACCUGAAGUUCUAGAUGAUUCCAUAAAUAUGAAACAUUUUGAGUCAUUCAAGCGAGCAGACAUCUAUGCAAUGGGAUUAGUGUUUUGGGAAAUAGCACGGAGAUGUUCAAUCGGUGGAAUCCACGAAGAUUACCAGUUGCCAUACUAUGACCUCGUUCCUUCAGAUCCUUCUGUUGAAGAAAUGAGGAAAGUUGUAUGUGAGCAGAAGUUAAGGCCCAAUAUUCCAAACAGAUGGCAAAGCUGUGAGGCAUUGCGAGUAAUGGCGAAAAUUAUGCGGGAAUGCUGGUACGCCAACGGAGCUGCUAGGCUAACAGCUUUGCGCAUUAAGAAAACAUUAUCGCAACUUAGUCAACAGGAGGGGAUAAAGAUGUAAUCCUGGAUUUGCUACCGAAAAAUACUGUAAAAAUCUGUAUCUGCACCAGAGUGGCGUGUUAAGAAGGUUAAUUGUUCUACCUCACUGGGGGAACAGAAGGAUACUGCUGCCUUUUAGUACUUCAUAGGAACGUCACUUACUAGGAUUUUUGUGGAUGUGCUGAACAGAUGUGUUGGGUCCUUUUCUGUGCACUAUGAACCUCUUUCCCAGGUUACUUACAAAACAUUGCGUAGUCUAGUUUUAUUUUUAUUAACCUCUUUUUUUAUUUGGAAAGUUGAUAGCUGGUCUUAACUUCUAGUUAACUGUGCUAAAAAUAGGAGGUCACUUUUAAAAUGGAGCUGGUUCACUAUAUUGUUCUAGAGUGCAUUGGUGGCUCUUUAAGCAGCUUUAUUCCUGGCUGGUACAUUGGCUAUUCUGAACCAUCAUCACGCUUCUCUGAUUCAGAUUGUGAAUGUACUGUUGGAGUAUACUUUGCUAGCUAUUAAGGCAGUAUAUCUUGGACUCUUACCUUGAUUUACAGAUUGACCUCGUUCAGUUGUGGGAACAUAAUUUAUGCAACUAUACUUUAUACAUGA